Molecule: messenger RNA, 2787 nt
Organism: Lizanozyma spartinae
Lineage: Eukaryota; Fungi; Ascomycota; Pichiomycetes; Serinales; Debaryomycetaceae
Gene: PWP2
Product: snoRNA-binding rRNA-processing protein
Exons: 2
Coding region: 1-2787 (928 amino acids)
Biological process (GO): maturation of SSU-rRNA from tricistronic rRNA transcript (SSU-rRNA, 5.8S rRNA, LSU-rRNA); ribosomal small subunit assembly
Cellular component (GO): Pwp2p-containing subcomplex of 90S preribosome; small-subunit processome
Molecular function (GO): protein binding
Source: RefSeq, a predicted model, not a curated record
AUGAAACAAGGUACACUCAUCUUCACAAGCGAUGGGCAACGGUUAAUCAGUCCCGUUGGGAACAGAGUGAGUUGUUUUGACUUGGUGCAGAACACCUCAUUCACAUUUUCCUAUGAACAUCGUCGUAAUAUUGCAUGUGUGGCAUUAAACUCUCAGGAAACUUUGAUGUUGACUGUGGAUACUGAUGGCCGAGCAAUUUUGGUGAAUUUUGUAUCAAGACAAGUUCUUCAUCACUUUAAUUUUGGCGAGUCUGUCACAGAAAUCAAGUUCUCUCCUCUGGGAGAAUACUUUGCUGUGGCUGCUGGCCGUUUCAUACAAGUUUGGAAAGUUCCAGGAUUAGAACAAGACAGACAAUUCCAACCAUUCAUACGACACCGCAUAUACAGUGGUCACUAUAAUGAUGUGAUUUCUGUUAACUGGUCAAAAGAUUCCCGUUUCUUUAUUUCAACAAGUAAGGAUAUGACCUCUAAAAUAUGGAGUGUUGAUCUGUCCGAAAGAGAUGUGCAAUUCACAAUGGCAGGACACCGUGACUAUGUUGUCGGUGCCUUUUUCAAUGAAUCCCAAGACGUCAUUUAUACUGUUAGUAAGGAUGGUGCUGUAUUCCAAUGGGAAUACACCGUUAAGCCAGGUGAUGAAGAGGACGAAGAUGAAAGUGAUAGUGAUAGUGAUGAAGAAAUGGAUAAUGGCAACUCAGAAGUGGUAAAACAAUCUAAACCCAUGAGUUGGCGUAUCACCCGUAAAGAUUUCCUCCAUAGUGAUGCAAAGGUUCAAAGUUGUUGUUUCCAUAGUGGCAGUCAUUUGCUUGUUGUUGGAUUGACUAAUGGUUCCUUCAGACUUUAUGAUGUUGGUACAAGUGGUUCUACAGUUGGAGGCAGUGAUUUCCAAUUGAUUCAACAAUUGUCGAUGGGACAAAACAGCAUUGACACUGUCAGCAUUAAUUCCAGUGGGGAAUGGCUUGCAUUUGGUCUGAGUGCUUUGGGCCAACUUUUGGUUUAUGAAUGGAUUAGUGAAUCAUAUAUUUUGAGACAACAGGGGCAUUUUGAUACCAUGAACAAAUGUGUCUACUCACCAGAUGGAUCUAGAAUAGUGACUGCUAGUGAUGAUGGUAAAAUUAAGGUAUGGGAUGUUGCCAGUGGGUUUUGUCUCUAUACUUUCAGUGAACAUACAUCCAAUGUCACUGAUCUUGUAUUUUCUAAGAAGGGUAAUGUGUUAUUCAGUUGCUCUCUGGAUGGUACAGUUAGAGCAUGGGAUUUAAUUCGGUUCCGUAACUUUAGAGUUCUUACUGCAGCUACAAGAGUACAAUUCACUUGUGUGGCUGUCGACCCUAGUGGAGAAAUUGUUGUGGCCGGUAGUCAAGAUCUGUUUGAAGUUUACGUUUGGUCGGUUCAAACUGGCCAGCUCUUGGAUAGUUUACAAGGGCACGAAGGGCCUAUUUCAUGUGUUAGUUUUGGAGCUGAAAAUGGUGUGUUAGCUUCAAGUUCCUGGGAUCAAACUGUUAGAGUAUGGGAUGUUUUCAACCGUGGUGAGCAAGUUAGAAACGAACCCAUCAGUGUUGAAAGUGAUGUACUUAGCCUUGUUGUUAGACCUGAUGGUAAAGAAUUGGCUGUGAGUACAUUAAAUGGACAAAUAUUGGGUUUUGAUAUCGAUAGUACAAAGGAAAAAUGGAUGAUUGAUGUUAAGAGAGAUAUUCAACAAGGUCGUUAUUUGGAGGAUCGUUUUGAAUCAAAGAAUUCUGCAAGAGGAAAGAAUUUCACAACCAUUAGUUAUUCAUUUGAUGGGUUAAGUUUAAUUUGUGGUGGUCGAAAUAACACAAUUGCCAUGUAUGACUUGGCCAAUCAAGUAUUAUUACGCAGAUUCACAGUUUCUUUGAACAUGACUAUAAAUGGGACACAACAAUUGUUGAAUUCAUCUCGUAUAGGGCAAGGUGGAGAAAGCCUUGAUUUAAUUGACCGUCAAGGUGAAGAAGAAGAAUGGAUCAACAGACUUGAUAAUUCAUUGCCCGGAUCUCAUCGUGGAGGCUUGGAUGAAAGAAAUGUUAGGCCAGAAAUUAGAGUCAACAGCAUCACAUAUUCUCCUACCAGUUUAUCAUUUGCAUGUGCCUCUACUGAAGGUUUAUUAUUGUAUGGAGUUGAUGAUAGUGUUAUUUUUGAUCCAUAUGACUUAGACCUUGAUGUUACACCCGAACUGAUUGGUGAGCUUUUACAAGAGAGAGAGUACUUGCAAGCUAUUGUUAUGGCCCACCGCUUGAAUGAGUGGAAUGUUUUGGUACGUGUGUGGGAAUCAAUAUCGUUAUCAGAUAUUGAACUAGUGGCUCAAGGGUUCCCUGUUGUCUAUUUAAACCGGAUGUUUGGAUUUUUGGGCGAGUUAUUAGUGAAACGGGAAACCCAUCAUUUUGAAUACGGUUUAGUUUGGAUUAAGAGUUUGAUCCAAUGGCAUGGUAAAUACAUUAACCAGCAUAAAGCUAUUUUCUCCAGUAAUGUCAAGUUACUUCAAAGAUGGUUGACUAGAGUUGGGAAGGAGUUGGUUUCUAUUAACGAGAAGAAUAAUUAUUUAACUACAUUUUUACAAAGUGCCAGUACCAAGGCCAGCGAAAGCAGCACGCAACACCAACAGGAAGAAGAGGAAGAUGUCGAUGAAGAUGACGAAGAAGAAGAAGGUGAUGAUGAUGAAAGUGCGAAUGAUAGUGAAUUUGAAGGAUGGUUUGGUGCUGAGGCCAAGACGGGAAUAAAACCAUUUGCUGAAAGUGAGGAUGACAGUGAUGAUGACGACAUCAAUAUUGAUACGUAA